Malurus melanocephalus (red-backed fairy wren) is the source of this 1550-nucleotide messenger RNA. RefSeq names its product transmembrane protein 273 (gene TMEM273). The transcript has 8 exons. Bases 1 to 444 code for a protein of 147 amino acids. The record is from RefSeq and is a predicted model, not a curated record. Lineage: Eukaryota; Metazoa; Chordata; Aves; Passeriformes; Maluridae.
AUGGCCAGCACAGAGGAUGCAGGAAUCCUACAGGAUGAGUCAGUCAGCAAUGUUUGCAUGGGUCGAAGACACUGCAGAAAAGCAAAAUUCAGGAAAAGCUGGGUGAAACCGCUCUGUUGUCACAACUUCAUAAUGACCUUACAAACAAGCUGGAUAUCAGCCCCAAGAGCAUUUCUUCUCUUAUAUCUUUGGAGAGCAAAGGUWUAUGCUUCUGGAAACUUGGAGGAGGAAAUAGAUUACACGUACGUUAUUAUAGGAGUUACUCUGGGAGCAGUUCUAGCAAUCGGUUUCRUAGCAGUAAUAAUCUGCAUGAUCAAAACCAAAAUGAUUGACAGUGUGUUUGAAGAAUCAGAUGGCAAAAUGGAUAGAAGGUCAAAUAUGGGAUCAAGCCAAACCAGAGAUGACAGCAAUGCAAUAAGAAACCAAAGUACAAGGGAUCAAUAACCCUUUUGCAAUCAACAGUUACCUGGUCUGAGGAUCAAUAGAAGUCUCUUGUGCACAGGCAGGGAUCUCACCAAUGCCAAUCCCUUUCUUUGUUCUUUAGUUGAAAGGCUGAUUGAUGGUUUCCAGGAAGCGCUUAUAAUGCAGGCUAACUUCAAUCACCUGCACCCCAAAGACCUGCAAUCCCCGACAGCAUGCAUAUGAAGGAAAUGUAUGAGCAAAAUAAAAUAGAUGAGCUGUGCUCACUAACAUAUCCUCUUUGUUCCGUGAUAAGGAUAUGGUUGAUUUCUAAGGUCGGUUAAACACCAGGUAAKCAGACAAGUAGCAAUAGAAUUCAGCAGCAAAAUCAUGGUCACACCCAUGUUUCAAUAAUUAUUUCAGCAGCUUGGAAGUUCAUUCAUUUGAGGUUAAAACAAAAUAAGGCUUCUCAUAUAUCUCAGGAAAUAUAUGUUUUGUGUUAUUAGGAAAACAUUUAAUUCACUUCAAGUUUUAUCUUUUUUUUUAUUUAUAACUAAUGUCUUUUGUAGGUGUGAUGAUUGCAACCAUUUAAAAUGUGAUAUGGUCUAAUCCAACUUAAAAAAAAAAAAAAAGCAAUUAUAAGACGGAAGUCCAACCCAGAAAUUCUGAGUGUUAUUAAGAAAUAUCAUUCAGAAAAAUAAUUUAAACCAGGGUCUCCUAUCCAGUAAUCAAUUUUCUGAUCAGGCAGAGCCAAUGUGCUGGGUCAGGGACUUAGAGGAAACAUGCUUUUGGAGCAUAAGAACAGGAAUAUCAGAAUCUUGGUUUGAUAAAGAAUAAGCUACUGUACCACUUGUAACUGUAACUAAAGGGAUUUCAACAUGGGGUUUUUCUGACUUUCACAAAGCAGGUUAUUUUUCAAAUGUGCAAAGGAAACUGGAUAGUAAUUUCCUACACAUUUGGAACAACAAAAUGUAAAGUUUGUUUGGCGAGAAACAUGAUCUAUUGGAAUACUUUCCCUGGUUUCCUGGGUAUCUGUUACCUAUUUCAGUAACACUGCAGUUCAUUAGCAGCAUUUUCUAACAGAUAAACUAAAGCAGUAAUGUGAUACUUGUAAGUAAUUGUGUGUACAUGUGUAAGUGAAUAAAGCAUCU